AUGGCAGUUCCCAGGAUGCUUCAAGCCGAAAAUAUACACAAACUCAAGGAUUCCGAUAGUGCUAUCCGAGAAACCGACACCGAUGCCGCACAUUCUCGUCUCUCGGCUGUUCGUCAAGGAUACCUUGUAGACCCAUAUCUCGCCCCCCUAGUUCCACGAGCGCGCUUUGUUCCUACUCGAGCACCACUUAUGAAUGUCGGUACCUACGUUCGAUCUACUGCGAUUGAUAUGCUGGUCGAAAGUUGGUUGAAUUUAGCGGGUGCAAAUACAGAGAAACGGCAGAUUGAUAAGGGUUUCAGGGAGCGUAUCGCGUCAUACGUAGAAUUAGACUUUACAGAGAACACGUCGCGCAAAGCGAAAGCAGUAAUGCAAUCUCAGCCUCUAAGCAACGCGUUGGGUUCCGAUGUCAAAAUAGACGAGAGCGCGGCGGUACGGGUCUUGGUUCAUCUGAUUACCAUCUUAUUCCACUCGACCUUCGAGAAGGGUCUACCCACACUAUUCAUAGCCGAAUGUGUAUUCGUAUAUAUGCCGCCAAGUGCAUCGGGCGCCAUUUUACAGUGGUUCUCGAACACAUUCGGGCGUGCCGCUGGGAUAGUGUACGAGAUGUUUGGGCUCCAGGAUUCGUUCGGUAAAGUGCUGAAGGAUAACCUCAAGGCUCGACAUAUCGAACUUCCGGGCGUGGAUGCCUUUCCAACUCUAAACUCCCAAUUAUCUCGUUAUACAAGCAAUGGUUUCAGUCACUCCAAAGGGCGCACCUUGAAAAGCAUCCGCCGCGAAAACAUACCAGUGUCCGAGUUACAGAGAAUAUCCCGCCUUGAACACCUCGAUGAGAUUGAAGAGCUGGAAUUAGUCUUGGAGCAUUAUUCCAUCACUUGGGGUUACUCAGAUCGAAUCAGUGGUGGGGAGCUUGAAGGGAAUAAUUCACUUGAUCAGUGGGACUUAUCAUUACAAACCCACCCUAUCGAAGAGACCGAGUAG
Molecule: messenger RNA, 978 nt
Organism: Rhizoctonia solani
Lineage: Eukaryota; Fungi; Basidiomycota; Agaricomycetes; Cantharellales; Ceratobasidiaceae
Product: leucine carboxyl methyltransferase
Exons: 6
Coding region: 1-978 (325 amino acids)
Biological process (GO): C-terminal protein methylation
Molecular function (GO): protein C-terminal leucine carboxyl O-methyltransferase activity
Source: RefSeq, a predicted model, not a curated record